This is a messenger RNA of Daphnia carinata, 530 nucleotides long. RefSeq lists its product as uncharacterized. The transcript is spliced from 2 exons. Bases 1 to 501 code for a protein of 166 amino acids. The record is from RefSeq and is a predicted model, not a curated record. NCBI's taxonomy places the organism in Eukaryota, Metazoa, Arthropoda, Branchiopoda, Diplostraca, Daphniidae.
AUGAACAUCCGGUUCGUGUCCAAUGCUUUUACUCUAGUUAAACCGAUUCAAAAUCGAUCACAGGAGCAAUGCGCUGAUACGAAGGCGUCCAUCUCGAUUGCUUCCGCCGAGCGUUGCGAAGUGCUAAAAGAUAUCGAAUCAAUGCGCACUAAUGCAGAAGAGCAGCGUUCCACUAUUGUCCGGCUUUUGGGUAACAUUACCGAAGAAAAAAUUCAAGGAGAAAAAUUUAAAAAGCGCAACUUGGAACUGAAGGCGAUCCAACUAAAAUUAGAACGUCGCCAACAUCGACAAGAGCAACGGAUCGUCAAAUUGCACGAAGCUAUUCAAGAUACGCGUAUGAAGUCGACAGAAGCUCACAAGAUGCUCAAGAAAAAGUUAGGGGAUCUGCGGGCCCAUUCUAUGGAAAUCAACCGGGCCGGUGUCCGUCUGACUCGUUUGAAGAAGACUACCGUACAGCUUCAAACUCUGAAAGGACCAAAGAGCAUUUUAUUCAAACAAUAAAUGGCUUAAUUUUUUGAGCGUAUACUUAA